AUGCUAGUCUUACAAAAAGAUCCAGAUCAAGUGGGCAAGAAACUCUGGAGUUUACCCAAGAAGCUGACUUCUGUAAGUGAGUUAGGCUAUCGGGCACGAGUUCGAGACAUCGGUUCCGGAAAAGUUCAAGAGCGACAUUGGAGUCGAUUAAGACCCAUUGAUCCUCCUAAGAAUCCAGAACAAUUCAACUCUUGGUUGAAUGAAUUUGGUCAGGAAGGAAUUGAACUAGGAGACAAAGAUCUUUUAGAAGAAUUAGGAGCUGAGACCCAAAUCCCACAAGUUUCUCCUUCUUUAGAAGACUCACCCCGGUUUGUUCCGUUGGCGCGAGCGCGGGAGGCUAUGGAGCGAAUCACGUAA
Gregarina niphandrodes is the source of this 357-nucleotide messenger RNA. RefSeq lists its product as hypothetical. Bases 1 to 357 code for a protein of 118 amino acids. The transcript has 2 exons. Lineage: Eukaryota; Apicomplexa; Conoidasida; Eugregarinorida; Gregarinidae. The record is from RefSeq and is a predicted model, not a curated record.